Messenger RNA from Fundulus heteroclitus (mummichog), 3122 nucleotides. RefSeq names its product Src homology 2 domain containing E (gene she). Lineage: Eukaryota; Metazoa; Chordata; Actinopteri; Cyprinodontiformes; Fundulidae. The record is from RefSeq and is a predicted model, not a curated record. The coding region runs from base 467 to 1960 and encodes 497 amino acids. The transcript is spliced from 6 exons. Gene Ontology annotation, molecular function: phosphotyrosine residue binding.
CUUCAUCUCAUCACUUCGCUUGAGCUGCUGACUGAACGCACUCGCAUCUCACGGUCUGGGAAUGGGAUCUUCACUGGGUUCAAAGAAGAACUUCCAAUUCUUUCGGGUUUACGCUCUGCAGAAACUGCUUUUCAAACUUCAGGGAUAGUUGUUGCUGCAGGUGCAAGGUGACCACAGCGCAGCCUCUGAAGAGAAAACCUCACCAAGACGCACCGGGGCUUAGGUAUCCAGCGCAAGAAACCAUCACGUUGUGAAAAGCUUCGCUCGGUACAGCUGGAUUCUUUACAUAUAUCUGCAUACCAAAGCCAGCUCAACGAAGAAGUAGGCGAAAUAAGCGUGCGUAAAAGUUGGAGCUGUUACGCACGGGUGUAAGGUUGGUCUGAGGACGCGUCUAUCUGCAAGAAAAAGUUCAAGAACACGGAUUUAUUGGAGUUUAAACCGUAGGAGAAGAGUUACAUUUGCAGUCAUGGCAAAAUGGUUCCGAGAUUUUCCCAUCAACCUGAAAAACGGAACGGAGAGGGUCCGCUCGGCCUCUGAGUCUGGUUCCCAGACUAGACCCAAACCUACAUUUUCACGGGACAGUCUGAAGGGUAAUCCACGGAAAGACGGAGGGGUGGGGAGCCUGUUAGCUGGCAGAAACAGGAAAAACUCUGCCACAGAGCUGGGUCGCAACAAUGCCGGCUAUGGAGGGACCGUCUGGGACAGCCUGACCACUGGGAAAGGUCGAAAGAACUCCAAAACUGAGACUGGGGCUUCAGAUGAAAACCGCCCGGUGAGGAGCUCCAGUCUGGCACAGGCGUACAUCAGCAGGAUGAUCAAAGUAGACAAGCAGGACAAGACCCCCAAACUCGACGGGAUAAGCGAACAGAAGCUGUCUGAGAACGAGAAGGCAAAGUCGGACAUAAAAACUACGUUGAUAAUCCUGGAGGAUUAUGCAGACCCCUUCGACGCAGAGAAAACCAAAGAGCAGCGAGAGGCAGAAAGAGCAGGGGUGAAUGAUGGCUACAUGGAGCCAUAUGAUGCCCAGGUCAUCAUCACAGAUGUCCGUCGGCGGGGCUCCAAAGACCUCCUGAAAGUGUGCGUCCUGCUGGACCGAGGUCAGAAAGAGGGGAAGGGGGAGGACGGAACGCCUUCGCCCCCUAACAUCUACGACACGCCCUACGAAGGCGGACUGGAGGGCGACAGCGAGGGCGUGUGGAUCCCUGUCACACGACCGGAGUCUGAUGUCCGUCCGGCCGGGGAGUACGAACUGCCCUGGGAGUGGAGAAAGGAGGACAUUGUCAGAGCUUUGUCAGCUCAGUUUGAGGGGGUGGAUUGUUCUCCCAGUAAAGAGAAUUCCCCGACAUCUGGCCGUCAGGAGCAGCAGCAGCAGCAGCAGCAGACCCUGAGGGCGAGGAACUGGAGCCACAAGGCUCUGGUCUCAACCGCUGCAUCAACUUCCUCCUCUACGUCCUUUCCAUCUUCUCCUAUUCUUAAACUCUCCCCUCUGACCUUGCCAUCUCCUGCUUACCCCACGCUCAAGCUCUCGCCCCACUCGCCCUCUUCCAGUCCCACUAAACUGUCCCCCCCAUCCCCUAUUUCUCCCAGUUCCCCACUGGAUGGGGAGAUGUCCAAAAUGGAUUCCAGCCUGCCCCUGGAGAAGCAGAGCUGGUACCACGGCAGCGUGAGUCGGCAGCAGGCUGAGGCUCAGCUGCAGCGCUGCAGGGAGGCCAGUUUCUUGGUGAGAGACAGCGAAUCAGGGACUAGCAAAUACUCCAUCGCUCUGAAGACCAGUCAAACUUGCGUUCACAUCAUUGUGGCCCAGACUAAGAGCAGCAAGGGCUUGGGCUACACGCUGGAUCAGAGCAGCUGCGUGUUUUCCAGCAUCCCUGAGCUGGUCUAUCACUACUGCUCUCACAGACUGCCUUUCACAGGAGCAGAGCACAUGACCCUGCAGCAUCCAGUGCCCCGGCAGCACUAAAACAUAAAAAAAAAAGCAAGAAUACAUAAAGGAACCACAUUCAGAGACCACUGCACAUGACUCUCCACAGACAUAAAUGAACACAGACACUCCACUUUUGAUAAAUGUGUGCACAAAGUGGAGGAUAUGCUGCUUUACAAACCGCCUUGUACGCCUACUGGGUUUGUAUUGCGUCAAUACACCACCUAGUGGUCAAUGUCAGGCACUUCAAUUCAGUACAUCCUACUGUAGUGCUGGCUUUUACAACAUUGCCAUCACUGAUCUAACGCUCUCAGUCCUUACUGAACAUAGACAGGAAGGUAAGACAAUUAUUUCUGAAUCUGACUCAUUGUUUUAUCGGCAUUUUCAACAACAGCAACAAAAUAUUCUACCAUCCCUAAAGACCCACACGAUGCCUCUACACAAAAUCAAAUGAUGCAUGUAUAGUAGAGACUAUAACAUUUAGGCAAUCAUCUCACGGGAUGCCCUCAAAAGAGUGACAACAUAAUAGAUUAGCACGUUCAGAUACAGUUAGGCACCAUCUGCAAUAUGCCUGAUUAGAGUAUAUACAGGUGUCCAGACUUGUGAAUGAGCCGAUUGAUCUGCCCUGAAACUCUUUGUCAGAUAAAAAAAUUAACAUUAUUGACUACAUGAGUGUAACUAAGGAGUUCUCAUAAACCCGCAGGACACAGUCAGCAAAACUGUUUCGGCAUGUGUGACUCUGCAAAUAUACUUUGGAAAAAAGGUUUCUGCAGUUUAGUCUAAUAGGGUAAUUAAUAUGGAGACCAUGUGGUGACAAUACAACAUUAGACAAAACACAGGGAAAAAAGGUGAAAGAAAAAUACAUAAACGCUUCUAAAUGCGAAAUAAUAUUAGCAAGCAUGACUAAGGGAGGUUGUCAACAACAAAACUGUUUUUUAAGGCUUUAUAAUCAUAUUCAGUUCUUUUGUAUCGAAGAUGCCAUGUUGCUGAAGUUCUUUAAUGUGCUGUUUUGUUUUCACAUUUUGUUAUUGUCCCUUUGUGUUGCUGUGUUCUGUCUAAUGUAGUUUCUGCAUUUCAGAGCCUCUGUACCUUAUACUGGACUGUUUGUUUUUUACAUGAAUGCCACUGUGAUGUGGACUGUGUUUUAUUGUUUGUAAAACUGUUACUCAGCAAAUAAAGUACAGUUUAUUUUACCUAUAAA